AUGAAGUCAGAACUUCUGCUGGUGUUGACUUUGUUUCUCUGUGUGAGCGGUAAACCCCUGUCCAAGAGGAGGAUGUAUAAUAAAUUGCUGCUGAUCUCCUUUGAUGGUUUCAGGUGGGAUUAUGACCAAGAUGUGGACACACCAAAUCUAGACAAACUAGUUAAAGAGGGAGUGAAGGCAAAAUAUAUCAAUCCCCCAGCGAUCACCAUGACAUCUCCAUCACACUUUACAACUAUUACUGGGAGAUGGAUAGAGGAUCAUGGUGUUGUCCAUAACCUGAUGUUUAAUGAUACAACUGGCUUGAGAGUUCCCCACAAGGCAACAUUGAAAAGAUCAGAAUGGUGGGAUAAUGGUGCUUUGCCCCUGUGGAUAACAGCCCAGAAUCAGGGCCUGAAAACAGCCUCUUUUUUCUAUCCUGGUGGAGGAGUAAAUUACAGUGGCCAAGCUGUGGAUCGUUCCCUGGUGGAAGAUCACGAGCAUCCUGAUGACAAUGAGACAGAGUGGCGGCAGAACAUCGACACUGUGAUGGGAUGGUUCACCAAAGAGGACUUUGACUUUGUUACGCUUUACUAUGGAGAACCAGACAACGUGGGUCAUGCUUUCGGCCCCGAAACCCCAGAGAGAAUAAAGAUCAUUGAACAGAUUGACCGCACUAUUGGCUACCUCAGGGAGGCAAUUCACAAAAAUGGUUUGACUGAUCAUCUUAACGUCAUCCUGACCUCAGACCAUGGCAUGACCACUGUUAAAAUGGCCAGUGAGGUUAAUGAGAUAAAACUUAGCAAUUACAUGAGUUUAUUAAAUCUAGCCCGAUUUGACCUGCUCGACUACGGUGGGUUUGGGAUGAUCACGCCUAGGGAGGGCAGAGAACAGGAAGUUUAUGAUGCCCUGAAGAACGCACAUCCCAAUCUGACAGUCUAUAAGAAAGAAGAGAUUCCAGAACACUUUCACAUUCGCAAACAUGAGAGAAUUCAACCGAUUGUCCUUCUGGCUGACCUGGGGUUCAAUAUCAACUCUAGGAUCAUUUUGCAUAUCAACAAAGGAGAUCAUGGAUUCAGGAAUGAGGAAAUGGAUAUGAAAAUGAUCUUCCGAGCCUUUGGGCCAGACUUUAGGGACAAUUUCUUGGCUGAGCCAUUUGAUAGUGUCAGCAUCUAUCCGUUGAUGUGCAAGCUGUUGGGUGUAGUUCCAGAAGCAAACAAUGGAAGUCUCAGUGACACCAAAGGCAUGCUAGUGGAUAACUUUGAUGCUGGUGGGAGCAGUGGAAGAAUCAAGGUGUCUUUUAGCCUUCUGGUACUAAUGAUUAUUAUCUUAACCUUAAUUUAAAGAGAUUUGCCAAAACUACUAGUUCAUAGCAAUCAGCAAACCCAGAAUACAUUUAAACUACUAUAAAUCACAAAUGACUAUUAAACAGAGUAUUGCUUUGAAUCUUCUUCCAGUGCUGAUGAUAAUUGAUUUUUUUUUUUCAU
Messenger RNA from Sinocyclocheilus rhinocerous, 1463 nucleotides. RefSeq names its product ectonucleotide pyrophosphatase/phosphodiesterase family member 7-like. The record is from RefSeq and is a predicted model, not a curated record. Lineage: Eukaryota; Metazoa; Chordata; Actinopteri; Cypriniformes; Cyprinidae. The transcript is spliced from 5 exons. Bases 1 to 1320 code for a protein of 439 amino acids.